Medioppia subpectinata is the source of this 1545-nucleotide messenger RNA. Lineage: Eukaryota; Metazoa; Arthropoda; Arachnida; Sarcoptiformes; Oppiidae. The record is from the annotation of a GenBank genome assembly.
AUGUCUUCUAUAAGUCGUCAAACAUUGGGCUAUAGUUACACGUUUGAGCCCUCACUGGAGCCCCUGUCGGCCCAAACAAUCGGUCAAUUAAUCCGAGAGUGCGCUGAAGACUCGCCCGACCGGACGGCUGUCGUGUCCGCUCACCAACACAUCACCAAAACAUAUGCCGAACUCAAUUCUGACGCAAAUAAGUUGGCCAUCGGUCUGAAGGGUUUGGGAUGCGGAAGGGGUGACAGAGUGGGCAUUUGGGCCAUCAAUUGCUAUGAAUGGGUUGUUACACAAUAUGCCACCGUUAAAAUUGGAGCUAUAAUGGUAAAUGUGAACCCUGGCUAUCGGGCCAAUGAGCUCCAGUAUGCGCUGAAUCUGGUCGGCUGUCAUACCCUAAUAUGUUGCCAACAGUUUCGUACCAGUAAUUACUGUGAAAUUUUGGACAAUAUAUCACCGCAAUUGUUGCAAAACAAUACCGAUGGCAACGCUAUUCAGUGCGAUAAGUUAGUAAAAUACAUGUCUGUUAUAGUGUUGCCAGAUCAUUUCCCCAAAUUCCUUGAUAAAUUCAUUGUUUACCCUGAGUGUGUCGACGACCCGAGCAUACAGUUUGACGACCCGAUUAACAUACAGUUCACUUCGGGCACAACCGGGAACCCAAAGGCGGCGACACUAACUCAUCAUAACAUUAUACAAAACGCGUAUCUAUUGAGCAAACGAUCGCUGGAAGGCCUAGAGCUGAACGGCCUGACAAUAUGCGUACCGCCCCCUCUAUAUCACUGUUUCGGGUCAGUAUUGGGCUCACUUGUGAUUGCCCUCCGGAGGGCCACAAUGGUAUUGCCGGCCCCUGUAUUCAACGCAAACAAAACACUUGAGGCGAUCGAUAAAUACAAGUGUCACAUGGUAUAUGGUACGCCUACAAUGUUUGUGGAUAUACUGGCCUGCGAUCUCACUAAAUACGAUACAACCUCGUUGGUUAGAGGUAUAAUGGGGGGAUCAACCUGUUCACCACCACUGUUGGAUGAGAUCCAUAAGCGUAUGCCCACGUGCGCACACAUUUUGAUCAUAUACGGAGCCACUGAAUGCAGUCCACUUGUGACCCAUACAUCGGUUCGCGAUUCGCCUGAGCGUCAGCUCAAGUCUGUCGGCCGACCCAUAGAACACUUGGAGAUCAAGAUUGUAGAGCCGACCACCGGUGCAUUACUACCGGUGGGUGUGUCGGGCGAAAUUUGCGCUCGUGGUCAUUAUAUGAUCAUUAGAGGCGGUGAAAACAUAUACCCCAAAGAGGUGGAGGACUUUCUAAUGACCCACCCGUUCAUCGCAGACGCACACGUGGUGGGAAUACCUGACAAACGUCUGGGCGAACGGUUGGCCGCAUAUAUUAAACUUAAAGCCGACGAUGUGUUAGACAGUAAAGCUGUUAAGGAGUACUGCAAAGGAAAGAUCAGUCAUUUUAAGAUACCGGAGAGCAUAGAGUUUGUGCCCGACUUUCCCCGCACUGUCACCGGAAAAGUACAAAAGUUUAAACUUAGAGAACUUGCACUAAAACAACGUGCAUGA